Melampsora larici-populina 98AG31 is the source of this 1671-nucleotide messenger RNA. RefSeq lists its product as uncharacterized. Gene Ontology annotation, biological process: protein sumoylation. Lineage: Eukaryota; Fungi; Basidiomycota; Pucciniomycetes; Pucciniales; Melampsoraceae. The transcript is spliced from 10 exons. The coding region runs from base 1 to 1671 and encodes 556 amino acids. Gene Ontology annotation, molecular function: zinc ion binding; SUMO ligase activity. The record is from RefSeq and is a predicted model, not a curated record.
AUGAGUGAACCUUUUGCUGACUUUAGUAAAUUGAAACUUCAUCUUCCUUCACUCAGGGUCGAUGAUCUCAAGGACAUCCUCAGAGGUAUCAAUCGUUCAAUUCCUGGAGCUUAUACUAGACUUACCGGACGAAAAGAUGAUUUGGUAAUGAGAAUCGAGGAUCAACUUUUAGACGCGAUUCAAACUUCAUCCAAAGAAAGAUAUAAUACCAUUCGAUCACUCAUCUUUCCUCGACAAGCCGCAUCAGCCGUACCAACUCCGCACAACAGACCUCCUAAUAUUCCAAGACCAGCACCUAUUCCAUCGACAUCAUCAAAUCAUCACUAUUCAACACAUUCCCCCAAUCCAAUGGCCAAUCGAGCACCUGCACCGGUGACCGAUUACGGCUCUACUUCUAUGUCGUCACGAAACGCGUUUCCAAAUCCACCCUCUUCGGCCUCCUCUUCAGCUGGAUUCAAGCGGUCGCUUCCACCUGCUCCUCAUCACCCUUCGUUUGGUACAAAUCCUUUGGGAUCAACAGGAAGAGCGCAUCUUCCUGUUACAUCUCAACCAAAAUCUUUUCCCUUACCAUUUGAAAGCUCACCUUUUUAUCGCUUUGAUUCUGCUGCUUCUGGAAUUGCAAUUUGUCAUACAGCUCAAAACGAUCGGAAGUCAAUUUCAAUUACACUUACCAUAUCACAAGAUCAACGAAGCAAAUUAUCGCAAUCACAAGCGAAUUCGAGUAAUCCACAAUAUCGAUUAAGACUAUUUUGUACAUCAGAAAAACACUUCAAUCAUCCACAAUACAAUGCACCUCAUGCACCAAUCCUACCACCUGCACCCAUUGAAUUUCCGACCACAUGUGAAUUAAAAUGUAAUUCGAUUACGAUUCCUGCAAAUGUAAGAGGAUUGAAGAAUCAACCUGGUACAGCACCUCCACCAGAUUUAGGUUCUACUGGUAAUGGUUCUGUGAUCAAUAUAAAAGAAUAUGGAACGAAUAGGAUAGAUGUGAUUUAUACUAAUACUGACCGAAAAUAUUAUGUCAUUGUUUAUCUUGUUGAACAUUUCUCAAUUCCGCUCUUGAUCAAGAAUUUGAAGGCUAGUAAACAGCAAACUAAAGAAGAAGUGUUGGCUAAGAUCUUGGCUGGUUCUGGGGACGAUGAUGUUUUCACUUCAUCCUCUGUAGUUGCCUUAGUUGAUCCUCUCGUUUUAAGUCGAAUUCGUUUACCGAUUCGAUCUCUGCAAUGUACACAUCUACAAUGUUUUGAUGCAGAAUUUUUUUAUUCCAUGAUGGAACAAACCCCUACUUGGAUGUGUCCGGUUUGUAAUACGAAACUCAAUCCACAACAAUUGGCUGUUGAUGGAUAUAUGCAAUCGAUUUUACAAAUCAUGCCAAGUUCAAUGGAUUCAGUUAUAAUUGAAGCAGAUGGAACAUGGCAUGAUGAAAAUUACAAGUAUGGAACAUCAGCUAAAGUAGGAGUUAAGAAACCAUCAAGUUCAUCAACAUCAACACCCAUAGAGAAAAAUCAAAAUGGAAAUGAAAAAUCAAAAGUGAAUAAUAAAAGAGAUGUCAUGGUUUUGGAAAUUGAUGAUGAUGAUGAAGAUGAUGCUAGGAGUAGUAGGAAAAGGGUUAAAAGUAAUCAAAGUCAUCAGGAUUCGGUUUGUAUUGAUUUAACGUUGGAUGAUGAUUAG